Molecule: messenger RNA, 1153 nt
Organism: Fusarium odoratissimum NRRL 54006
Lineage: Eukaryota; Fungi; Ascomycota; Sordariomycetes; Hypocreales; Nectriaceae
Exons: 1
Coding region: 363-896 (177 amino acids)
Source: RefSeq, a predicted model, not a curated record
CAUCAACUGUACAGUCAAGCUGGUCCACCAUGAGAUUUUGCAUCACAUCCGUGGAUAAAUCGAGAAAGAGCAUCGUAUAGCAAUAGCCUCUCGCAAACAAUUCUUUCCGGAGGAUCUCCCGAAUAUGGAUAGUCGUGAGGCCACCCAGUUUCGCAACAAGACAGUGCCUUUCUAUCUGCCCAUCGCAGAUGGUCCCAGAAGAGGGCUUGAAUAAAUGCUUUCUAUUAUUAUUUACAACUAUAUCUAUCGGCGAUGGUUUCAACCAUAUCGAACAAGCAUCUACCAGGGGCAAUUUAUUAUAAAUCAUACACCCAGAUCAUCAGGUCUUGACGUCAGAUCUCGACUCUGCAGUCAGCUUGGCAAUGCGUAUGCACACCAUGAUCAAUGAUCGCCUUGACUCUAUUGAGGCAGAGCCAUUCUAUACAACACUGCCACUAUUCAGAGCCAUAAUGAUUGUGGUUACAGGGCAGCUCUAUCCAACAUGUGGCAAUCUGAGAAAUAUCACCAAGAUGAGCGUCCUAGUUAUGGCCACUGGAGAGCAAGGCGGUCUCAGCCCAUCGACAACAUUUGACUCAAUCGCGAAUGGAGCCAAGCCUAUUUGCGUUGGGGGUUUAAACGGGGUAGAAACUGAUCUUGAGACUGCAAUUGAAUUUUUCAUGUCCUUGGAAAAGCGUAAAGAAGCUUCUUUUGGUCCGCAGCCCGACCCAGUUGCUGCGUUGGGGAGUCCGGCGUGUUCUCCGUGCCAAGGACGGUAUAAGCAGAGGCGAUCUUACGCAGACAGACUGAGAUGGAUGGGUGACACGAUUGUCGGUCCUAGGUCAGAGUGGGUUGAUACUGAGGAGUACAAAGGAUGGACAAGUGGUGGCGCCUAUGUCGAUGCUGGCAUGAUGACCUAGCGAGAGAAGAUCGUGUGGAAGCUGCAUGACAAAGAGUGCAUGUGUUAUGAUGAAACGGAGUAAAGAUGUGCGGUUCUGUAUUCAGAAGUCUUGAGUCAGACAAGGCAGCAUUGAUAACGUUGAAGCGAGCUUGAAGGACGUGCUCUUGAACCUCAAAGACGAUCAGGGACAAGGCUAACUCUUUGUCGGCAAGAUUGGCUCUUCUGGGUUUCAACUGCUUGAGACGCAAGGAAGAGUUUUUUUACGGACAAACACUG